Aedes aegypti (yellow fever mosquito) is the source of this 3538-nucleotide messenger RNA. RefSeq lists its product as uncharacterized. Gene Ontology annotation, molecular function: monooxygenase activity; oxidoreductase activity, acting on paired donors, with incorporation or reduction of molecular oxygen; heme binding. The transcript is spliced from 5 exons. NCBI's taxonomy places the organism in Eukaryota, Metazoa, Arthropoda, Insecta, Diptera, Culicidae. The record is from RefSeq and is a predicted model, not a curated record.
CAGGACAGCUACCCCCCUAACUGCAUUCAUCUAAAAAACGCCGGUGAUAGCCAAAAAAUAAGCAUUCUUAUCAAUGGCAGACAGCACGGACAUAAAACCUUCCGAUAGGCAUCAGUAAACCGUUAGUAUCAACCGAACCAGCAACAAUGUUCUUCGCUCUGGCCAUUUUCGCUGGACUUGUCCUGUUCUGCCUCUACAAUGUCCAGCAAAAGUACAAAUACUUCGAAUCCCGUGGAAUUCCGUACGUGAAGCCAUCAUUCCUGCUCGGAAAUGGUGCUCCACUCAUCUUCAAAAAGAAGGACAUGCUCCGUCACAUUCAGGACCUCUACCAUACCCAUCCGGAAGCAAAGAUCAUGGGGUUGUUCGACUUCACCGCUCCGGUCUGGAUGGUGCGCGACCCAGAAGCGAUCAAACAACUGGCUGUAAAAGACUUCGAUCACUUCAGUGAUCACACGCCGAUCUACACGGGCGGAGACGUCGAGGACAUGGGCACGGAUAGCCUCUUCGGCAACUCGCUGCUUCUGCUGCGGGGACAAAAAUGGCGGGACAUGCGGGCGACGCUGAGUCCGGCCUUCACCGGCAGUCGGAUGAGGUUGAUGUUCGAGCUGGUUUCCGAGUGCGCCCAGUCAAUGGUGGACUACUUUCGAGAGGAGGCCACCGCCGGUAAGCGGCUGGAGUACGAGAUGAAGGACGUGUUCUCGCGGUUCAGCAACGAUGUGAUUGCUUCGGUGGCAUUCGGGAUCAAGGUGGAUUCGCUGCGUGAACCGGAUAACGAGUUCUUCAUCAAUGGGAAAGAAUUGAUGAACUUCAGGAACAUGAAGACAGUGGCGAAGGUGUUGCUAAUGCGGAUGUUUCCAAGGCUGAUGAUCAAACUGAAAGCGGACAUCUCAAGUGCGGAGAUGAAUGCGUACUUCCGAGGAAUGAUCACGGACAACAUGAAACAGCGCCAAGCUCAUGGGAUUGUACGGAACGACAUGAUCAACAUACUGAUGCAAGUUAGACAAGGAGCUUUGAAGAACCAGAAAGAGGAUCAGGAAACUUCGAACGCAGGAUUCGCAGUGGUUGAAGAGUCUACUACCAUAGGUCAACCGCGCGAUCGUGUGUGGUCCGACAACGAACUAGCAGCGCAGUGCUUUCUAUUCUUCAUAGCUGGUUCAGAGACCGUAUCAACGUAUCUGACAUUCUUGGCCUACGAGUUGCUCAUCAACCCAGAGGUUCAGGAAAAGUUGUUCCGGGAAAUUGCGGAAGUCGAACGAUCGCUCGCUGGCAAACCCAUAGGCUAUGAUCAGCUGCAGGCAAUGAAAUACAUGGACAUGGUUGUGUCCGAGAAUCUUCGUUUGUGGCCUCCGGCUCCGUUCGCUGAUCGUUACUGUUCGAAGAACUAUCGUUACGACGACGGACAAGGCACGAGGGUCACGAUCGAGAAGGGUCAAAUAGUUUGGUUCCCGACGACGGCUCUGCAGCACGACCCGGAAUAUUUCCCGGAUCCUUACAGGUUUGAUCCGGAGCGUUUCAGCGAUCAGAACCGGUCCAAGAUCAAGACGGGAACGUACCUACCGUUUGGGAUUGGCCCUAGGGCCUGCAUUGGAUCGCGAUUGGCUCUGCUGGAAGUUAAGGUGGUUGCAUACCAUCUGGUGAAGCACUUCAAGCUUGUGAGGAGUGAGCGGUCCAAAGUUCCCUUGAAAUUGAAAAGCAAGAUGAUCGGAAUGGAAGUUGACGGAGGGGUGUGGUUGGAGUUGGAGCCAAGGGAGCGAUCAUACUUCGACACCGUCACCAUGGUGAUGAUGUUGAUAAUCACGAUGACGACCACCGUUUCAAUGGUGGGAGCAAACAAAACAAAACAAACCGGACGCCGAAUUACGGCAACCAUGGAUAUCAACUCAUACUACUUGCUGGUAACGAUCGUUCUGUUAAUUCUGAUCGUUCUCUACCGACGAGUUUCCAAGCACUAUGGUUACUUCAGCGACAAACCUAUUCCAUCGCUAACGCCCAUUCCGCUGUUUGGCAAUAUGUUUCCUCUGUUCAUGAAGAAGUACACCUUCCCCGAGUUCAUCCAGAUGAUCUACAAUCGUUUCCCGGAUGCUAAGGCCCUAGGGAUGUUCGACAUGUCUACCCGGUUCGUAGUGCUGCGGGACCCGGAGUUGAUCAAGAAGGUGCUGGUCAAGGACUUUGAGUUCUUCAUCGAUCGGCGGUCAUUGUUUGGCGAUAGCGCCUCCGAAUCGGACAGCAUUCUGAUCACGAAGACGCUUCUGCUGUUGACGGGACAGAAGUGGCGAGAUAUGCGAGCGACCUUAAGUCCGGCGUUUACCGGGAGCAAGAUGCGAGCCAUGUUUGAGCUUAUUGUGACCUACAGCGAUCGUAUGGUGGGGAUUUUGAAGGACCAAGCCGGUCCGGUGGGUUACGUUGACUACGAGAUGAAGGAGUGUUGCUCGAGGAUCGCGUCUGACAUCAUCGCUACGUGUGCGUAUGGAUUGGAGGUUGAGUCGCUGGCGAAUCGUGAGAACGACUUCUACACGAUGGGAAAGAAGAUGAUGAACUUCGGUAAAACGUCGUUCUUCGUUCGACUGCUGCUGUACAGCGUCUUUCCGAAGCUGAUGAGUAAGCUGCAGGUGGAUUUGUUCGACGGUGAACAGACAAGGUAUUUCACGGAGAUUAUCAAGGACACUGUCAAGGCACGGGAUUAGCAUGGCAUUGUUCGGCCGGACAUGAUUCACCUGUUGAUGCAGGCCAGGAAGGGUGUUCUGAAGCAUCACCAGGAAACGGCAGAAGCAAGCGCAGGUUUUGCAACGGUAGAAGAGUCAGAAGUCGGCAAGACCGCUAUCGGGAAGACAAUGACGGAUUCAGAGUUCGUCGCGCAGUGCUUGAUCUUUUUCAUUGCAGGGUUCGAAGCAAUAUCUAGCCAAAUGUCAUUCAUGUGCUACGAAUUAGCCACAAAUCCGGACAUUCAGCAGAAAUUGUAUGAAGAAAUCAAGGAAACGAAUAAGCUGCUCAAGGGGAAGCCUCUAACCUACGACACAUUACAGCAGAUGAAGUACAUGGACAUGGUAACGUCGGAGGCCUUGCGGAUGUGGUCAGGCCCGGCCACCGAUCGGAAGUGCGUUCGAGACUACGUGCUAGACGACGGCGCCGGGUGGAAGUUCCCAAUCGAAGCCGGAACCUGCGUGAUGAUUCCGAGCUAUGCCAUCCACCGGGAUCCCAAGUACUACCCCAAUCCGGACCGGUUCGAUCCGGAACGGUUCAGUGAGGAGCGCCGAGCCGACAUCAACAUGACCAUGUACUUGCCGUUCGGGGCGGGACCCCGCAACUGUAUCGGGUCCAGGUUUGCACUGAUGGAAAUGAAGGCCAUCGUCUACGGGCUGCUGUUGAACUUCAGCAUCGAACGGAACGAGAAAACGCAGGUGCCGCUGCGGUUGAACAAGGGGUUCGCACCGCUGGCCGGAGAGAAGGGAAUGCACCUGCGGUUGAAGGUCAGGGGAUGAGAUUGAAGCUUGUCAGUUUUAGCAAAUAUAUUUAGAUUGUUACGGUGUUCAUGAUCCUA